Molecule: messenger RNA, 443 nt
Organism: Cylicostephanus goldi
Lineage: Eukaryota; Metazoa; Nematoda; Chromadorea; Rhabditida; Strongylidae
Source: the annotation of a GenBank genome assembly
AUGCGAGUGGAAGACUGCUGGGUUGGCACAAGAAAAAGUCCGGUCUACAUAGUGAAGCACGAUGGCUGCACAGCUGAAUCUGCUCUUUUGCACUCACCUUCGUACACCUCUUUUCUUCGUGCGGCUUCCAUCGGAUGGCUGUCGAUCCGGCAAGCAGGAGUAGAUGAACUGCUCGUCUCCUGCCGCAUAACGCUUUGCCAUGUUUGCGAUGAGAAUUGCCGCGAGUAUACGCCACCGCGUCGAUGUCGAGAUUCAGCUGAUCGAGAUUAUCAACGAAUGUGGAACGAGAGUGCAGCAGUUGAGCGGGCAUGUAAUCCUCCAGUAGAGACAACUACCGUAGAAAUGAUGAUAAUUCCGAAAAGUGCAUAUAGUCUACGUUUUCUAGCGUUUGUCUCAAUAGUUCUGUGUUCAUUCAUCAUUCCGAAUUUUCCUAAUUGUUGACG